UUUAGUAUUUACACUUCCGCUUGUCUUGGCUAUGAUUUGUUUACUCAAUCAAUAAUAUCCUUUUACACCAAUUCAAUUCGAGCUCCAGAGUGUUUCACGCAUGGACAUAACUUUUUUUCUGGCGAGGACUUGUCAUGCACCCCAAGUAUGGAAUGCUUCGUGGUCUUGCUCCACAGUACAUGGAUAUCCAUGGUGCUUUGUCCCUCGUGCUGAAGCUACCCGCACAUACGCACACACACAAAAAGCCCUUUUUUCUCUUUUUCCCUUCUUUUUUCUUUUAUUUUUCUUUAUAUUUUCUCUUGUAACUGAAGAAUGAUCAUUGAAGUCAGCCCUGGGAGGGUCCAAAUUUUCCUUAUACUCUUUGGUAUGGUUGCAUUUGUGGAGCAUAUCCCAGCUCUACGGUAGUGGCUGCCUUCCCCUAGGUAGGCAUAUUUCGAAUGUUGGCGAUGACAACACAGCCAGUAUGAUAGCGUCACACAGAUUGGCAUUACGCACGAAUUAUUGUCCGGUCUGGAACAAUUGCCGUAGUAAGGAUUCUAGAGCCUUUUGUAGACUAUGUUAUGACUGUUUUUAAGUAAGAGUAGUACGAGUAGUAGGUACGUAGUUACAGUCCGUACCUACCUACAUAAUAACUGCAUGCAUGUAUGUAGUAUAGUCCUAGCUGAAGUUUCAAUCUCUGACACACACAAGAAAAAAGUAAAAAAAAAAAAAGAAAAGAAAAGAAAAUCAAAUCACAUAACUCGUACCGUAACAUUAUUUCCAAUGCAAGGGAUCUCC
Messenger RNA from Aspergillus alliaceus, 777 nucleotides. RefSeq lists its product as uncharacterized. Lineage: Eukaryota; Fungi; Ascomycota; Eurotiomycetes; Eurotiales; Aspergillaceae. The record is from RefSeq and is a predicted model, not a curated record. The coding region runs from base 101 to 316 and encodes 71 amino acids. The transcript has 2 exons.